UCUUUGUGUCAUAUAAAGAUGCAACUUUGUUUUUUUAUUGUGCUUUCUUAAAAUAAAGUAUACGAGAUCUAUGGCUUUAUAAAUUGAGGCUUGGAGUACAGAAGGAAGAAAGUUACGUUGAAAACCUUUAUAAACUAUGGUUAGGCCUAAGUUGGAAUAAUGUGGAGAAGAAACGAGUUGACGUUUCGAGUCCUCCUGACCCUUCAACACAACUGUUGAAGGGUCAUGAGGACUCGAAACCUCAACUCUUUUCUCCGCCGAUGCUGCCAGGCCUGCUGAGUUUUUCCAGGUGUUAACAUAGAAAAUUCUGGUGCAGAAGCAAAGAAUUGGACGAAUUAAGGAAGCUUAGGAUCUUACUGCCAAUAUGACAAAAGUGGGUCAUCAUUGGUUAAACCUACCUCAGGAUAUAAUGUUAGAAAUAUUUAGAUACUUAACGCCUGAAGAGAAGGCAAACAUUCGUGCAACCUGCAAGUACUUGCAACAGUUAGUCGAUCACCCUACAUUAUGGACGAAUAGUACUAUUGUCCUGAAAAGUUUACAAAGCUGUAACUCCCCUUUUUGGAGAACACUAAGAAAGAGGCGAAUAAGAUCUGUGGUGAUUAAAGAGACAGCACAGAAGCAAUGGCAGAGGAUGGUGAAUUUACUUCCCGAUCUGACAGCUGUUACUAUUGAUGUAAAAAAGAACCUGGAAAGUCUACGUGCUUUGAGAUCACUCACAAACUUACAGAAAUUGCAGCUGAGAAAUAAAUUACAAGUGCUGGAUCAAGACCUGCUAAGAGAAGUGGCUGUCUUCAAACAACUGACUCACUUGGUUUUAUGCACUUCAUUGUUUGUCCAGAACAGUUCUUUGUGCCACCUUGCAGAAUUAACAAAAUUGCAAGCAUUGACUCUUCACGCUAGACAGAAAAGUCCUUCUUUGACAUCACUUCAAUAUAUUUUGUUUCGAUUGCCAAAGCUGAGGGAGCUGUCACUGAGUUCUGUGGACAAAUGGGAGAAUUUAUCAUUGUGUUUUACUUCACCAGAAAUGACAAAUUCUAAACUGACAGGAUGCGAUGGUUUUGAACCGCAUUGCAUUCCACUUCUUCAGUUAGAGAAGCUGAGCCUGUUGAAUAUCAUCAAUGGCCCGCUGUCUGAGGCAGCACUCCGGCAGCUGUCAAAUGUCUGUAGCCUUUCUGUGAGCCUCAGCAAGCCACCCAUAUCAAUGAACAGCAAUUUUGUGCACAGCAUGCUGGAGAACUUGCCAAGUAUCAUUGAAUUGGAACUUAGCUGGAAUGGACCUCUUGCUGAGUAUGUGAAGAUCUUACCUUCGGACCUCGCAAGCUUGGAUUUGAUAAAUUCAAGACUCUCUAAUGUGGAUGUGCAGCUUCUAUCUGAUUCUUCAGGAAAAACUCUUAAACAUUUAGGUUUGGUGCUGUGCAGUGGUAUUACUGAAAUAAUGUUAAAGAGAUUGCCAAAACAGUUUCCUUUUCUGCAGAGCCUUGAUCUUAGCGGGUGUAGAUUGUUGAAACCGGAUAUUUUGCUUGGCUUCGUGGAGCUGGCUUUUCUAAAGGAAAUCGUAAUUUCAAACAAUCCCCAUCUAACUGACGCAAUAAUGAAGCAGUUUCGAACUUUAACUGACAACAGGGUGCACGUUGCUCAGAAGAACAAGAGAAAUCACAGCCAAUGUGAUUGCAAUUUUAUUCUCAGUCUGUGAGUUGAUGAUACGAGGUUGGCUGAGAACUGAAGAAAUGUCAUGCACAUGAUCAGGAUUGGAUUGGAUUGACAACCUUAAUGCUAAACCUCUGAUGGGUGGAAACCCAUAAAGACAAUUGAUGCAUUUAUUGAUAUCUACAUGUAUAGUGAUUUUGAGCAGAAAAAUGGCUAUUGUCAUAGUAGUGGAACAAGUUCUGUAUAACUUAAUGUUGUUUCAUAAAUACAACAGUUAACAGA
Messenger RNA from Carcharodon carcharias (great white shark), 1929 nucleotides. RefSeq lists its product as uncharacterized. Bases 365 to 1693 code for a protein of 442 amino acids. Gene Ontology annotation, molecular function: protein binding. Lineage: Eukaryota; Metazoa; Chordata; Chondrichthyes; Lamniformes; Lamnidae. The record is from RefSeq and is a predicted model, not a curated record. The transcript is spliced from 5 exons.